Molecule: messenger RNA, 1680 nt
Organism: Trichobilharzia regenti
Lineage: Eukaryota; Metazoa; Platyhelminthes; Trematoda; Strigeidida; Schistosomatidae
Source: the annotation of a GenBank genome assembly
GGCGGCAGAAAUAAAGAUGACGUUACGCAUGUGAUUUGGGAGUUAAGGAUCUCGCACCUUGACAUACCUGGUAGACAUAUAGGCGGUCAUCUAACCAAUAAGAAUGUAUAAAUAUCUAUUUUUGACAAACUUGUUACAAUUUUGUGAGACUUCUGGCCUCAUACCCGGUGUAAAAGCCUUAUAUAUCGGAAAUGUGUUGUUAUUCCUAAACUGUAAAACUAAGAAACCAGGAUAAUAUCUGAACCCUAGGUUCAUUUCAUAAUUUCUGUAGAGAUUGAGCAACAAGUUCACCAAAACCGGACCAUACGUUUGCAUAGCUUCACAGCAAUGGGAAAGAAUAGAUACAACAACCAAAUGAACCGAAAUUGAACAGUCGGCUUUUUCUUAGGUAGAAAGUGGCAUAUUGCAAGAAGAGCAUAUAAGCUGAUAUAUCCACAAUAAUAAUGAAUUGUACGAGCUGUUUCUCUUGUCCAACUUAUUCACCUUGCUAUAUUCACAAAAAGGAGCUGACUAUCAAAUGAUGCUGUGGUUCCUGUUGUUGGCUUUAUUUACAUUUGUCUAUUGUGAUAUUGAAAAAUUAGAUAAACAUUUCAAUGGAAAUCCCCACGUUCCUGAUUUUGCUGUUCCAGAGAUUCAGCUUGAGAAUCGACUUCAUUUAUACUUCAGGAAGAUUGAUAGUAACCGUGAUAACUUCAUUGAAAGGGAUGAGUUAGCCUCUUGGAUUCACAAGACCUACGAAUCCUUGGAUCGUGAACAUGCUGAAAAACAACUUAUGGACUUUGAUAAAGAUAAGGAUGGAAGAGUCUCAUUUGAUGAAUAUGUCAGUCAUACCUACGAAACUUCUGAAGAGGAAUUAAAGAACUCGAAAGAUGACCAAUCGUCAAAGUUUAUUCUUGAAUCCUUGAAAAGCGAACGAUCGCGUUUCAAUUUCGCAGAUAAAAAUGGUGAUGGCUUUUUAUCAUUGAGAGAGUUUACAAUAUUCCUUCGACCCGAAAAUUAUGAAGAUAUGGCCAACUAUGAGUUGCAGACAAGUUUUUCACUUUUCGAUCAAAAUAAUGACGGAGUGAUUACAUCAGAUGAAUUUACAAAUUUCUCUUAUCGCGGUGUAUCACAACAGAAUUAUCUUCGUGAACAAUUCGAACUUCUGGAUGUCGAUCACAAUAGACUACUCACUUCGAAUGAGUUACGACCGUGGUUAUUAACGUCUUUAAAAUCAGCUGCAGAAUCUGAGGCGACACGUUUAAUGAAUAUAACAGAUUCUAAUCAUGACGGUAAACUCACGCUGGACGAAGUUUUGGCUAAAUCACAAUCUUGGAAAGAUAGUCAUGUUGUUAAGCAUUCGAGAUCUUUGUGGGAUGAGUUGUAAAACGAAAUGCAUUUGUGUGUAUACAUGUUUAUUAUUAUUUUGUGCCAUUUUCUCUUGUUCUUUCCAGUGAUUUAAAUAGGCAUUUCAUAAUUGUAUGUAUCUGUGUGUGUUCGCACCAGAAGCAAAUCUUAUUAACUUUCUAAUGUAUUAGUUUACUUUAUUAUUUUUCGUUCAUGGCUGUUGCAUUUACUUAAAUUAACUUUUUCUUGUUGAAAAUCAAUUAAGUUUUUAAUUAAAUACCUAUCCGUUGUUGCUCACUGGCAUUAUUCAUUAUUUAAGAAAUACACAGUUCUAUUUCCCAAAUAUAUACUCAC